GCAGCAGCUCAUAGGGAUGUGAAGCGUCCCUUCCUGUUUUACUGGCGAUCAGACAGAAACAUUGACGCUGUGAUAUAGACGCGCGAGGCUCGAUUAUGUCUGGAAGCAAUCACUCCGUAAACGACCGGGCAGGCUUUUUGCUGAAAACCAACAACCAGUAAUGUCGCCUUAUAGGGCGUGUAUGACACUUCACGAGUUGUAGUCUACAAAUAUAUUUUUGUAUCGCGCUACUGCUGCAACCCUUGCUCCUUCUGUCAAUGAUUGUCCUACCCAUAUAAGCCUACUCAUGGCGGAGACCAAAAUCAUAUACCAUAUCGACGAAGAAGAAACCCCGUAUUUAGUGAAGCUGACGGUUUCUCCGGAAAAAGUCACGUUGGCGGAUUUUAAAAAUGUCCUCAACAACCGACCUGUCAAUAGUUAUAAAUUCUUCUUCAAAUCUAUGGAUCAGGAUUUCGGGGUCGUCAAGGAAGAAAUUUCGGAUGAUAACGCUAAGCUGCCUUGCUUUAAUGGGAGAGUGGUCUCCUGGUUGGUGUUGGCUGAAGGCUCACACUCAGAUGGAGGAUCUCAGUGCACAGAGAGCCACAAAGAUCUGCCACCACCCUUAGAACGAACGGGAGGGAUUGGAGAUUCAAGGCCGCCCUCCUUCCAUGCCAACGCUGUGAGUAGUCGGGAUGGAUUGGACACGGAGACGGGGACGGAGUCUCUUCUGAGCCAGCGAAGAGAGAGGGAGAGAGAGCGAGCACGGAGGAGAGCUCGUGAAAAUGAGUUUCCCCGGGUGAAUGGUCACUCGAAGUCAGAACGUGCUAAUCGUGACACUGUCUAUGACAGUGCGUCAGUGAUGAGCAGUGAGCUGGAAUCCAGUUCCUUCAUUGACAGUGAGGAGGAUGAGAACGCAAGCAGAUUGAGCAGUUCUACGGAGCGGAGCUCUUCAUCGCACCUCAUGCGCAGACACAAACGUCGACGGAGAAGGCAGAAAGUCACCAAAAUGGACAGGUCCUCAUCCUUCAGUAGUAUUACAGACUCCACUAUGAGCCUCAACAUAAUCACUGUUACCCUCAACAUGGAGAAGUACAACUUCCUGGGUAUCAGCAUAGUGGGCCAAAGUAAUGACAGAGGAGAUGGAGGCAUCUACAUCGGUUCCAUUAUGAAAGGUGGAGCAGUGGCAGCCGAUGGCCGGAUCGAACCUGGAGACAUGUUGUUACAGGUAAAUGAUGUGAACUUUGAGAACAUGAGUAAUGAUGAUGCUGUCAGGAUUCUGCGGGAGAUCGUCUCUAAACCCGGGCCAAUAAGCCUAACGGUGGCUAAAUGUUGGGACCCCUCCCCUAGAAGCUACUUCACCAUUCCUAGAGCUGAGCCAGUGAGACCCAUUGACCCUGCUGCUUGGAUCUCACACACUACAGCACUUAGUGGGCCUUACCCCCAUUACGAAUUUGAAGACUUCCCUCUGUCUGUGUCAAAGACUGACAUGGCAACUAUAGUAAAGAUCAUGAAGUUACCAGAUUCGGGCUUGGAGAUAAGGGACCGGAUGUGGCUGAAAAUCACCAUAGCCAAUGCUGUCAUAGGCGCUGAUGUUGUCGACUGGUUGUUUUCUCGGGUGGAGGGCUUUAAGGAUCGGCGCGAUGCCAGAAAAUAUGCAAGCAGUUUGCUGAAACACGGCUAUUUGAGACACACAGUCAACAAAAUCACCUUCUCUGAGCAGUGUUAUUACACAUUUGGAGAUUUGUGCCAAAAUAUGGCCUCUCUUAAUCUGAAUGAGGGAUCGAGUGGUGGGGGCUCUGACCAGGAUCAUGGUCUUGCUCCUCUUCCUCCACCAGGCACCAACCCCUGGCCCCUCGGAGGUCAGCCGUACCCUUAUCCAGGGUACCCCGCUCCCUCACCAGGGUUUCCUCCGGGAUACACAGACCCCUGUCACAGUUUUCACAGUGGCAGUGCAGGCAGCCAGCAAAGUGAAGGAAGCAGAAGUAGUGGCUCCAACCCCAGUGCUGGGAAAGAACGAAGGCCCUCCCCUCGAGAGAGGGACCAUAAGGCGCCAUGCUGUAGGGGCAGCGAAACAGAACUUGGCACAUGGGUUGUAAGACGGGCACCCAGUCAGCUGAGUCAUCAAACCCACCCCCGCUCGGUUGUCAGUCAAGGUCACUCCACCCACAGCUACGCUCACCCCGGGUUCAGCGUCUCACAGCAUAGCCAUACCUCCUUUUCAUAUAGCCACGCCCCCUUUGUUCAACCCAAUCAUUUGUCCUGUGGCCACAGUGAAAGAAGUCACGCCUCUUCCUAUGGCCCUCCAGGUUUGCCCCCACCAUACUGCAUUGCUCACCUCGCCCCCAAAGUGACAGCAAGCAACAGUCCUCCUGGUGCUCCACCCGUUCGGGAGUUAGGAAACGUACCACCAGAACUCACAGCUAGCCGGCAGUCGUUUCAACACGCCAUGGGCAACCCGUGUGAAUUUUUCGUUGACAUUAUGUGAGAGGAGAGUGCCUUCGACGUUUUCUGAGCACAAGGCUUACUUUCUGAAAUGUGCUUUUUGAAUUUUUGCUACUGAUGAUCCCUGCACUGAGAGAAUGUACAAACUGAGACCCCGUUUUGAAUCCUGUAAAGCAGGGCUAUUCAAAUCUUACCCUGGAGGGCCGGAGCACUGCAUAGUUUAGGUCCAACCCUAAUCAAACUUAACCACCUGUGAUUGUCUAGUGAUCAUAAACUAGCUAAACUAUGCAGGGCUCGGCCCUCUAGGGUGUGAGAUUUGAAUAGCCCUGCUGUAAAGUGUAGCAGUCACCCAGAUAUGAAAAUUCAGUCAUUAUUACUCAGCAAUGGGUCAUGGCAAAAACUGUCUGACUUUGUUUAGAAAUAAAGCAUGAGUAACAAAAACACUAUACUGGCCAAACUUUACUACACAAUGAAAGUUAUAAGGACUAUAAAAUGCGAACUGUAUGACGAACAGUUUGGGAAAACAUGACGGCGAGUAACAAAUGACUGAAUUUUCAUUCCCUUAAAGGGUUAGUUCUCCCAAAAAUGAAAAUAAUGUCAUUAAUGACUCACCCUCAUGUCGUUCCAAACUCGUAAGCCCUCCGUUCAUCUUCGGAA
Molecule: messenger RNA, 3078 nt
Organism: Misgurnus anguillicaudatus (oriental weatherfish)
Lineage: Eukaryota; Metazoa; Chordata; Actinopteri; Cypriniformes; Cobitidae
Gene: dvl1a
Product: dishevelled segment polarity protein 1a
Biological process (GO): intracellular signal transduction; canonical Wnt signaling pathway
Cellular component (GO): cytosol
Molecular function (GO): frizzled binding
Source: RefSeq, a predicted model, not a curated record